Molecule: messenger RNA, 433 nt
Organism: Dacryopinax primogenitus
Lineage: Eukaryota; Fungi; Basidiomycota; Dacrymycetes; Dacrymycetales; Dacrymycetaceae
Exons: 4
Coding region: 41-433 (130 amino acids)
Source: RefSeq, a predicted model, not a curated record
CGAGCGACUCAUACAUCGAUCACAUAGACCAGACACCAGUAUGGAAGCUGAAGCAUCUACGUCGGCCAUAGUGCCUCAGGACACCGAUACGGCUAUACCCUUGCGUGCCUCAGCAGGUGGUCGAGAAUCUGGCAAGCUAUGGAAAUCGACCCGGGCGGCAACACGUCGUACCCAAAUGCCCAAGUCGCUCAAGAGCAAGUCGUGGGAGGCGCGCGUUGCAGAGAGAACUCAGGAGGAAGCAACCAGGAAAAUUGCGAAAGAGAUGCGAGACGAGAAGCAGGCAGAAGCCGAUAGGAAACGUGAAGUGUUGCGAGAGCGUAGGAAAGUGAAAGAGGAGAAAGCACGUUUAGAGGCAAUGGCAGCCAAGUUGAGUGCGAAGAAGCUUGCACGAAUGAAAAAGCGUGCAGGGAGAAGCAAAACCGUCCAGCAGUAA